CUAUUUCAAUGCCCCCACACUCUCAGGAGGAACAUCGAAAUCUACACUCACCAAACCAGUAGUUAGAGACAAGCAGAAGCAGGUAGAAUGAGCUUGACGCAGAUAUUGCUAGAAUGUACGGUAUGGAGUAAGUUAUUAAUAGCUUCCUGUGGCGUCUUACUAUCCUUCACAGAUGAAGCCCAUUGUUGUUGCGUUGCUCUUACUCCACACAUCGGCUUCCUCUUCUUCCACCUCUUCCUCUUCCCCUGGAGCUGCAGGCAUGUUGAAACCACUGUUUCAAUACAUAGAUGACCACCAAAAUCAGUUUGUUCAGGUGAGGGACGGGCACUUUUAUGACGUUCUACUUGGAGUUGGGACUCAUACCUACUCGCUGUUACUGAACUGUACAAUGACACAAAUAUACAUGUUUAUGUGCUGUAGCGAGGUGAAUAGAGAGAAACCGAAGCAAAGUAAUGAGAGAGAUAGAGAAUGGGGGGAGUGAGAGAGAGAGCGAGAGGGGGGGGGGGGGGGGGGGGGGGGAGAAAUGGGAAUGUGGUUUAACACUUUAAAGAUAAAUACUGUGGUAUCUGAUUAAGUCAUCAAAAUGAUUCUGAAUGUGGGUCAGUGGUGCUGUUGCAGUGUUCUCUGCAAAUAUUCCUGACCUAGACAGUCUAUGGCUGUGUCCAGUUAUUAUUAUACAAUCUAUGCUAUAUUCUGACCCUCUCCUGGUUGCUGCCUGACUCAGAGGCUGACGGAGUGGGUUGCUGUCCAGAGUAACUCAGGAGAUCACACAAAAUGGGGAGAAGUUGAAAGGAUCCUGAACAUGACAGCAGUGAGGAUCCAAGAGAUGGGAGGCAUAGUGGAGUUAGCAGAUGUAGGCACUCAUCAGGUAGGCUACAAUACACACUCAGUUUGUGUGAAAACACUCACCACCAGUCAUACGUAUUAUUCUCCAGAUAAUGUCAUACAAAUGGGAGUAAUAAUCUGUCUUAAAAUACCUUUUAAAAAGCAUGUACCUUUCCGGUCUAUCACACAAGCUGCCCAGUGGGGAGACUGUGCAGCUUCCACCAGUGAUACUGGCUGAGUUUGAGAGGGACCCAAAGAAAUCUACUCUCUGUAUCUAUGGCCAUGUGGAUGUCCAGCCAGCCAAGAUGGCGGACGGCUGGACCACUGACCCCUUCAAUCUAACAGAGAUCAGAGGUAUUGCUGCAUGUUACAUGCCAUGAAUGGAGGGGUUUGAUGUAGGUCCAAAACAAAAACAGGAGCUGGACAAAAAUAAAGUCAAUUUUGAGAAAACGUAAUGUUUUGCUGGGCCAAAAUGGGAUCUUUUUAACAAAUUAAAGUUUGAUUACUUAGAAAAAAGAGGAAAGUCCACUCACUGUUUUGCUGCUCCCAUAUGGCAUCUUUUAAUAAACCUUAGAUGACAUAAUCACAACCAGGUUGCCUGCCUGCCAUUCAUAGGCCAGCUUCAACUAGCUCAUGUACCCUGGUAUUACAAGUGUGAUAAUAUGAGGAUGGUGGUGGCUCAAGGUUUUGGUUCCCUAGGUAACCUGUAUGGGCGAGGGGCCACGGACAACAAAGGGCCGGUCCUGGCCUGGCUUCAUGCUGUGGAGUCCUACCAGGCCACAAAAAAGGUUAGGAUUUGCCCUGAAACAACACAGCUGAAAUCUGAAUCUGAAUCUUUAUGUUUCGCUAGCAGUCUCUAGUUAGUUUUCAGACAUUCUCUAACCCAUUCAGCGUUGCUUUACAUAGCAAUGGUUAUUAAAGGGUUUCUGUAAUCUAUGUAUCAUAACCUGAGUGUUUGGGGUAAUAUGUGAGUCUGAGUAUAAAACAAUUUAUGUGAUUGUAGUGGAUUGUAGUGGAGUCAAACAGUAUAUGAAUAAGAGAAGAGUGAUUUACUGGUAGGAUUGCCUGGAUCUAUUGAUUUCAGGAGAUACCAGUAAAUAUAAAACUCAUCAUUGAGGGUCUGGAGGAGGUGGGCUCAUACGGUCUGUUGGAGUUGACCAGGAAGAGAAACGACAGCUUCUUUGCAGAUGUGGACUUCAUAGUGAUCUCUGACAAUGUGUGGGCGACCAGAACCCCAGCCCUGACCUACGGAACCAGAGGGAGCAGCUAUUUCUUUGUGGAGGUGAUGAUAUAGCUCAUUUGAUUGGUCAAAUUAAAAUAUGACACACUCUACCAGGGUACCAUUUGUUCAGUAUCUUUCUCUGUUAUGUGUUUUAGGUUGAUGGCCCUAAACUGGACCUCCAUUCUGGAGUGUACGGGGGUUCUAUCCAGGAGCCCAUGUCAGAUCUGAUAGCCUUACUGGGUGAGAUACAGAGGCGUUUGACUGACAGCUCUUCCAAUCCUCAAGAAGAUAUAGGCUCUACUCUCUUGUCUGAUAGUAAAAAUUAACAUUUCAUUCCAUUAUAGUUCAGGUCAGAAGUCCCUGCACCAAGCAAGAAAUUAAGAUAACGUUGUAUAUGAGCUAAGGUGCUUACCCAAACUCAGUUCUAGUGAAAACAUGUUUGAUCCAAAAAUGUCUUCAUUAUUUCUUAUUCCUCCCAAGCAGGAAGUCUGUUGGACCACACAGGUAAGAUCUUAGUUCCUGGGGUCACUGAUGAUGUCGCGCCCCUCACUGAGGAUGAGAGGAAGCUCUAUGACAAUAUCAGCUUUGACCUGGAGGAGAUGAAGAGGGUGGCUGGGGUCAAACACUUCCUACAGGACACUAAGGUACUGGGUACUGGUGCAACCCUUUAGGAAUGACAGGUGCAACUGUGACUCAGGUUUGGCUUGGUUGAGAGGACUAGCCUAGCCCCAGGCUGUUUCUGCUGUCUUACCAAUUAUGGUCAUUGUCAUGCCAAACAUAACAACCAUUGGAGUUGGCUAUACUAAACUAAUCUGGGCGUGAGGAGGAAGACGUGUUUGGUCAGUGGAUACUGUAGAAGUCGCUGUUUGACAGAGGGUGAUUACUCUUUUUUGGAUACACACUAUCUGAGCUAUAUAACAUGAUACAAACAAACAGUGUUCAUUAAUAUGCAGGAGGAUGUCCUCAUGGCUCGAUGGCGCUACCCAUCCCUGUCCAUCCAUGGGAUCCAGGGGGCCUUCUCAGAUCCAGGCACCAAAACUGUCAUCCCCAAACAGGUCACAGGGAAGUUCUCCAUCCGACAGGUCCCCAACAUGGACCCUCCAGAUGUGGAAAGGAAGGUACAGAGUGUCUACCUGUCAUGGUUUGAAUUACAGGGGUACCAGGGUUGUUGGGACAGGAGCAUACCCACAACAAACACUUUAAGGAUCAAAAUACAAGCAUGGACACCCUCGUAACCCCUGUAACCAGUGAGUGAGUAGUAAGUGACUAUAAGUUGCUCUGGAUAAGAGCGUCUUCUAAAUGACCAAAAUGUAAAUAUAUUAGUCUCUGAGUAAGUGUACAGUAUAGAAACGGUGGCCCACUCGAUCUUGGUCACUCCAAGAGUCAAUGUGUAUAUUUAAAACCCUGAGACGAAUGCUUACUUAACCACCCUCUCCAAGCCUCCAUGCCCAACUCUCCCCUGUUACAAUGCCAUGUUUCACAGGUGAAGGAGCACCUUCAGCAGGUCUUCUCCACUCUAAACAGCCAUAACAGGCUGAGGGUGACUGCAACUGUUGGGGCUAAACCAUGGGUGGCUAACCUGAAGGACCCACAAUACAUUGCCGGACAAAGAGCGGUCAGAGAGGGUCAGUUGUAGAGGCCAUUUACAUAACCGCUCUCAUUUGAAACCAUGUCUAACUUUAUUGUUUAAGUUAAGACGUGGUUUACCCUUGUGUUAGUGUUUGGAGUGGACCCGGAGCUGAUCCGUGAGGGCUCCACCAUCCCUAUCGCUCAGAACUUCCAGGAGGAGACAGGCAAGAGUGUGAUGAUGCUGCCCAUAGGUGGCCAUGACGACGGAGAGCACUCUCAGAAUGAGAAGAUCAGCAGGUAAGAGGAGAUGAGAAAAAUAAGAGAUACGAUUCCAGACCUGUUUUCACCCCUAAAUUCGUUUUUUAGUUUGUACACUGCAAAUAAAUCAUGACAAACAUCAACACAGAUGUAGUUCAGCUCUUGUUCAGUAAAAUACUGAAUCCUGUUUUUCUCUCUCAGGUACAACUACAUUGAAGGGACGAAGCUGUUUGCGGCUUAUUUUUAUGAGCUCUCACUACUACAGUAG
Molecule: messenger RNA, 4142 nt
Organism: Coregonus sp. 'balchen'
Lineage: Eukaryota; Metazoa; Chordata; Actinopteri; Salmoniformes; Salmonidae
Source: the annotation of a GenBank genome assembly